Messenger RNA from Miscanthus lutarioriparius, 342 nucleotides. Lineage: Eukaryota; Viridiplantae; Streptophyta; Magnoliopsida; Poales; Poaceae. The record is from the annotation of a GenBank genome assembly.
AUGGAGCAGCCAGCCAAGGGUCUUGGGAGAACUGUCGGCCAUGCUGAUCAUAAAAUUGAUGUUGAGUUCUUGAACAAGCCACUUGAGCGCUUUGCUGAAAUGCAAACAAUAUUUGGGAAUACCAUGGCUACAGGAAAUUUUGCAAAGGACUCUAGUGCACCUCUUGGUACCGUAGAUGCUGACACUGAAGCUGAAGAGGUUACUGGACAUGAUUUCAGUGAAGCACCAAGCAGUACUCCAGAUAAUAAUGGGGCAACAUCUUCUGCAAGCAAGACCAAGAAAGCCAAGAUAGCUGAAAAUGAAGAAGAAGGGCUGAUUAGUGUUUUUCAAAAGUGUAGGUGA